CUGUUUCUUGGUGGUUCUCGGAAAGGCUUCAAGAUUUCGUCGAAAAGCAGGCAAGAGGAACGGCCAGCUCUGAGCCGGCUGGUGGCCAGGAAGAGGCUGGUGGCCGCCGGAGCCCUGGGGGUGGUCAUGGUGCUGCUGCUGGUCAUCCUCAUCCCGGUGCUUGUGAACUCAGCCGGGACCUCGGCUCACUACGAGAUGCUGGGCACCUGCCGCAUGGUCUGCGAUCCGUAUGGGACCAAACCCCCGAGCACCGCCACGGCGGAGACGGUGCGGGAGCACAGCCUGCUGCAGUCUCUGCCCACCUUCAUCCAGGGACCGAAGGGGGAACCGGGGCGCCCGGGGAAGGCAGGUCCCAGGGGACCUCCAGGAGAACCGGGACCACCCGGACCAAUUGGACCUCCGGGGGAGAAAGGCGAGCCGGGCAGGCUUGGACUUCCAGGUCCACCUGGGGCUCCCGGGCUGAACGCGGCUGGAGCCAUCAGCGCUGCCACCUACAGCACGGUGCCCAAGAUAGCCUUCUAUGCCGGGCUCAAGCGCCAGCACGAGGGCUACGAGCUGCUCAAGUUCGACGAUGUGGUCACCAACUUGGGCAACCACUACGACCCAACCACCGGCAAGUUCACCUGCUCCAUCCCGGGCAUUUACUUCUUCACCUACCAUGUGCUGAUGAGAGGGGGGGAUGGCACCAGCAUGUGGGCAGAUCUCUGCAAGAACAACCAGGUCCGCGCAAGUGCGAUUGCUCAGGAUGCAGACCAAAAUUAUGACUACGCCAGCAACAGUGUUGUUCUACACUUAGAGCCUGGAGAUGAGGUGUAUAUAAAGUUAGAUGGCGGGAAGGCUCAUGGAGGAAACAACAAUAAAUACAGUACAUUCUCUGGAUUUAUCAUCUACGCUGACUGAGGAUACCUCACCAAAGGAACAGAUAUUUUUUCCCCCCCAACAGCCCUAUUUGAUGGAUUUGAUGGGCUGCACGCUGUGAAUUCAGUGCCCUAAAAAUACUGAUUGUGGGACCCAUGCUAACAGCGGAAAAAAUCCAGUGCUACCUGACAAUUCUAACACCUAAGAAAUGAAUAUAACAAAUAUAUAUAUACAUAAUUAUAUAUGGUGUUCACGUUUCACAGAUGCGUCAUCCCCCAACCAAAGCGAACAGUCUUUGUGCCUGUGUGAAUGAAACCCUUAUUAAAUCCCAAUUUUCUAUAGAAAAACAAAACAAUUCCAGAAGGCCAGACAUUCUCUACAUAUGUGAAUUAAUAUAACCCUGCUGCUUUACUCAUGUGUCUGUUGCCUGCCCUUCAUAACGCUUGGAGUUCUCUAGCACUAUGGUAAGGAAUGAAUAUUUGCAAGGAUAACAAGAAGCACUGUAAAAACAAAAUGGCGGCUCGGUGUCCAGUUCCAGAGCUGGGACUACAAUACUCUCUGUAGCGUUAUCGCAAUCCAGGAUAUGGGGCCCUGAGUGGCAG
Messenger RNA from Spea bombifrons (plains spadefoot toad), 1460 nucleotides. It is a transcript of the gene C1QL3, whose product is annotated as complement C1q like 3. Gene Ontology annotation, molecular function: protein binding. The transcript is spliced from 2 exons. NCBI's taxonomy places the organism in Eukaryota, Metazoa, Chordata, Amphibia, Anura, Pelobatidae. The coding region runs from base 127 to 900 and encodes 257 amino acids. The record is from RefSeq and is a predicted model, not a curated record.